Oryzias latipes (Japanese medaka) is the source of this 1058-nucleotide messenger RNA. RefSeq names its product alpha-ketoglutarate dehydrogenase subunit 4 (gene kgd4). Gene Ontology annotation, biological process: 2-oxoglutarate metabolic process. Gene Ontology annotation, molecular function: oxoglutarate dehydrogenase (succinyl-transferring) activity. Lineage: Eukaryota; Metazoa; Chordata; Actinopteri; Beloniformes; Adrianichthyidae. The record is from RefSeq and is a predicted model, not a curated record. Gene Ontology annotation, cellular component: oxoglutarate dehydrogenase complex.
UGUUUUUGGGUCUAUAUCGUGUAUCUCAGGCAUCUUUAUUUACUUAUAAAGCAGUGACAUAAUCUAAAGAUUUGUGUCUUUGUUCAUUAAUUAAAAAUGACUAAUCUUUUUCCGGAACAUUCAUUAACAUGGCGGUGCGUCGCUUCAGGAGUACAACCUUUUUAAAUCUGAGCUUUUAUUCAACCCUUUUCUCGUGGUUCUAUCGAAUUCGCUAACCGCAAACCUAGCUCACGGACUGUGUCUUCUCUCCAAAACGAUAAUCGGAGCAGUGCCCUCUUGUGGUGCAUUUCUGCACCUACAACGACUAGUUGUAUUUUUUUAAACCGGAAGUGAAACUCAGAGGUCGUCAUGGGCAGCCUGAUCAGCUCCAAAAUGGCAGCACCCGCCGCCAGGGUAAUUCAGGCUGUACGGCCUCGUGCUCCACUGAUCAAGUUUCCUGACAGACAGGCCAUACCGAGGCCCAACACCCAGGAGGUGCUGAAAGCGUUGGCACUUAACCUUCCACAACACAGCAGCUCCCCUUCAGCGCCUGCACCGCCUCAGUCAGCUCCGCCUCAUAGACCUUUAACUUUGGUCCCAGGAGUGCCGGACAGCCUGGCCUCUAUUCAGCAGAUGCCUGCGAGAUACCGCAGGAGACCGUUAACGCUUGAAGAGAUGGACUACAUCCAGCGCGGUGGACCCGAGUGAUGAGAAUCAGCUUCUGCAGCCGCUCCGUGUCUUUAACCCUCAGUUCAAACACUUUAGAAUAAAAUAUUUCAAGCAUCCUCUUCAAAUGUACAUAAGGACGGUUUUUUUGUUUGUAAUUAAAACUUCAGAUGUGUUCACUGCAAUAACAAAAGCAAACCUUACAGAUCUUUAAAAAUCCUUAAAAUUUCACAAUAUUUGUCCAGUUCACCAUGAAAACACAUUUGCAAAGCAUUUCAUUCCCUUUUUGUUCAGGUUUUACCUUUAAAUCCAGGGAGGUUCAUGUCCAUCACUGCGGUAAAUGCAGAGUUACCUACAAUCUUAUGGCAGCUCAUGCUUUCGUGUGAACAUUAAAAGAUUUAAUAACCAUCUUA